This is a messenger RNA of Zasmidium cellare ATCC 36951, 501 nucleotides long. RefSeq lists its product as uncharacterized. The transcript is spliced from 2 exons. Gene Ontology annotation, biological process: protein localization to plasma membrane; eisosome assembly. Gene Ontology annotation, cellular component: eisosome; plasma membrane. Bases 1 to 501 code for a protein of 166 amino acids. The record is from RefSeq and is a predicted model, not a curated record. Lineage: Eukaryota; Fungi; Ascomycota; Dothideomycetes; Mycosphaerellales; Mycosphaerellaceae.
AUGGCCAACAUCAUCCAGCUCGCUCUGCGCACUGUGCAGUUCCUCAUGGCUCUCCUCAUCAUGUCGCUCAUCGGCAACGCCAUCGCCAUGGGCGCCAACUCGGCCAUCAACGACUACACCAUGUUCUGCGCCGCAUGGGCUAUGCUCUUCCUGUUCUACCUCUUACCGGUAUCGUUCAAGGAGGACAUGGGCAUCCCGAUCGCGACAUUCGCCAUCGAUCUCUUGACCAUGCUGUUCUGGUUCUGCGGCGCCAUCGCACUCGCUGCCGAGCUCCAUGUGCACAGCUGCAACAACCACGAUUACGUCUCGACCAACCACGUCAUCCGUGGUGCCAGCGACCAGAAGGGUGCCUGCCGCGAGGCUCAAGCCAGCACUGCAUUCCUCUGGUUUGGAUGGGCGGCCUUCCUCGUCUCCACCGUCCUCUCUGGCCUCGGCAUGCGCGGUGCUGGUGCUCCACGUAGCAGUGGCAUCCGCCGUGGCCCGGCUAUGAGCCAAGUCUAA